AUGGCCUCCUUUAGGACUAUAGCCGCGAUACUCCAUCAACGGACUCUCAACUGGGUUCCACGUAAGGCAAAAAGGUCAUGCAUGCUCUGCCAUCGAAUUGGAAUGCAAGGUCGUUGGGAGGAGGCCCGAAUGGCGACAAGCACGCUUGGCAGAACCCCUUCAAACUUGCUUCCCUGCCAAGCAAGCUCGCAUUGCUCUCAGGAGCAGGCAGCUGGGAUCCAUGUAAGGUCCUGGAUUGGUCGGCGCCAUGACAAAACCGCUUGGACAGCGGCGCCGGGCCGGAGUUUGUUGCAUCGCAGAUUACACAGACGGCAGCUGGGCUUAAAGAAAAGGGAUCAGCAGAAGGUGCAGGCGUUGCACAACGAGGGGGAACCGAGCUGGGGUCACAGCUUUGGGGCUUCAGACGGCUAUGGCCCUUAUCCCUGGGAGCAGAAUGGUAGCGGAGGGGAGGAGUCUGAACCAGGUGAAGACUGGGUGCGCGAGCCCAUCAUCACCCUGCUGACCUCCCAGGGGGUGGUUCAGCUAGGGGGGGAGCGCGUGCCAGCGAGGCGGGCAGAAGCGUGGCAGCGGCGGCAGAGCGGGCAGCUCGGCCGGCUGCGCCCGUUUCGGGAGGAGUCGUACAUGGACCCCCACCAGCAGCUGUGCCUGGGGGCCACGUUCGACAUUCAUGCCACCAACGGGCUGGACCUAGGGCGGCGCCUGACCGUGCUUGGUUUCUGCCGCUCGGUGGCCAUGCUGAGUGACGUGGUGGAGGACUGCGUGGUGGACCAGGGGGGGCAGGUUGUCCAUGCGGAGCUGGGCAAUCCAUCGGGCCUGCACGAGCGGCUGGUGAUGACGGUGCACGUGCCGAUGCUGUGGGGCGUGCCGCCGCAGCUGGACAGCCUCAGGCACGCUAUCCGGUCAGGAGGAGGAAUCGUGGAAAAGAUGUACCGCCAGUGGAUGUUUCGGUAACAUGGCCAAAGCUGUACAUAGUAGGGGGUCAGGCCUCAAUUGAACAAUUCCUGUAAAUACUGGUUCAGGCCGACUUGUGGGGUAAGGCUUUUCCUUUGUACAUAAUCCUAGUUGCUGUUCCUGUACAUGUUAGGAGAAGUGAUUCUUCCAGUGCUUAGUGUACAGACUGCGUGCCGCGUUGCAUCUGUAUAUGUCGAUGCACACAGGUAGUGAUCUAGCAACUUAGCAAGACUUUUUAAGGGCCAGAACUAGACCGAGAGGUAUAAUUCUGACAACUUGACCACGCUCUAUGGAAAGCGUGCUUCACUGAUUUGUACAGAUUCGUUGAAAGUGAGACAACACCCCCCCGGGCUGAAAUAUCGUCGCUAGCGACGCUGGCUAGCUAGCUGGCAAUUCCGCACACGGCCAUGCAGUAGCUCGGAUUUGUUCGGCAAAUUGGUAGUUCGAUCUCGAAAAACUUUCCUGGUGGAUUAGAUCACGCACGGCUAGAAUUUUGGGGGAAACUUCCAAAAGGUGUGCUAGAUGAAGAACUAGAUUCCUGUACAGCGUCCCUUGCAUAACACCAUACGCAACUUCACACGACAGCCUAGCUAUAGCAUCCGCGAC
Klebsormidium nitens is the source of this 1557-nucleotide messenger RNA. NCBI's taxonomy places the organism in Eukaryota, Viridiplantae, Streptophyta, Klebsormidiophyceae, Klebsormidiales, Klebsormidiaceae. The record is from the annotation of a GenBank genome assembly.